Drosophila grimshawi is the source of this 1984-nucleotide messenger RNA. It is a transcript of the gene Nf-YC, whose product is annotated as nuclear transcription factor Y subunit gamma. The transcript has 4 exons. Gene Ontology annotation, cellular component: nucleus; CCAAT-binding factor complex. Lineage: Eukaryota; Metazoa; Arthropoda; Insecta; Diptera; Drosophilidae. Gene Ontology annotation, molecular function: DNA-binding transcription activator activity, RNA polymerase II-specific; protein heterodimerization activity. Bases 110 to 1984 code for a protein of 624 amino acids. Gene Ontology annotation, biological process: regulation of DNA-templated transcription. The record is from RefSeq and is a predicted model, not a curated record.
GAUACGUACUUCCUUUUUAAAGUGAAAUUAAAGACACUUUCUGUGGGCUGUGCCUGUGCUGAAACGAUUAACAAUCGUGGCUGGGCAAGCGAGACACACCAGAGCUCCCAUGGCCAUGUACGCCACCAACAAUGGCAGCACAAAUAAGGCGCCAAAUAGCAAUGCAACAACGAUGUUUGACAACACAAUAACCGUAACGCCAAUCAAAAUGGAGCUCAGCGAUCCCCUGGCCAAGCCGACGGGAGCUGGAGCAACGCCGUCGCUGCGUCGGCCAAAUGCCGUUAUUGUCACCACACAGCAGCUGGCAAUGCCCAAUGCAAUGCACUCGUUGACAAACAGCAGCAACAGCAACAACAGCGGCAACAACACUAGCAGUGGGAGUGGCAGCAGCAACUCUAGUGCCAUCUAUACGGGCAUAAGUGUGACGUCCAUGUCAACAGUGGCGACGGCGGCAUCGGCGCCCAAGGAGAAGGCAACCAAAGCGACCAGAGUUCAAGUGGCACGCAAACCGCCGCCGACCAUUGACAACUUUUGGCCAAACAUAUUGGGCGAGGUGAACGGGAUUGGUCAGGUGGAUGCCAAACAUCAGGUAUUACCUCUGGCGCGCAUCAAGAAGAUCAUGAAACUGGACGAGAAUGCCAAAAUGAUAGCUGGCGAGGCGCCGCUGCUGUUUGCGAAAGCCUGCGAAUAUUUCAUCCAGGAGCUGACGAUGCGUGCCUGGGUCCACACCGAGGAGAGUCGUCGUCGCACGUUGCAGCGUUCGGAUAUUGCUCAGGCCAUUGCCAACUAUGAUCAAUUUGACUUCCUUAUCGAUAUUGUGCCGCGCGAGGAGAUCAAACCGUCGACAUCAUCAACGCAGAAAACCAAAGAGCCAUCCAGCUCAGGUGUGACAACAACAUCCUCGUCGAAUGCUGCUGCUCCUGCUAAUGCUGGUGCUGCUGUUGGCAAUGCUGUUGCUGUGCCGACAGCAACUGCUGUUGUUAGCAAUACCAACCUGAACAACAUCAACAACAUUAGCAACAACAUCAACAACAUGUCCAGCGUCAAUUUUACAACGAACAAUCUAUUAGCUGGCGCCAAUGUACCUGCUGCUGCUGCUGCGGCCGCCGCUGCUGCAACUGGCCUCAAGCUGGAUGCGGCAACGGCCGAGGUGCUCGGCUUUGGCACCGUCACACCGGAUCUGUUUGCGGCAGCCCAAGUCGCUAGUAGUAAUCACCAGCAGCUGCAGCAGCUCACCGCCCAACAGCAGCAUCAUCAGCCGCAGCAAUUGCAGAUCAUACAGCAGGGAGCCGGUGGCCAGCAAUUGCAAUAUUUUAUUGCCCUGCCUAACCAACAGCCCACUCAGCUAGUGCAGCAAAUCCAUCAACAUCAGCAGCAACAACAUCAGCAACAGCAACAGCUCGGUUUAAAUAUUGUUGCACAGCAGCCGACACAGCAGCUAAUCCUCACCGCUGGACCCAAUGGCCAGUUGACAGCGACGCCGGCGCCGACAACAGCCCAACAGCAGCAAACGGCGCUGCUUCAGAAUCUGGCACAGCAACAUCAGCAACAACAACAACAGCAGCAGCAGCAACAACAACAGCAGCAGCAGCAAAUCCAACUGAUCCAGCAGGUUGUCACACCUAACGGCGAGCUGACCAAUGUGCCCAUUGCGAUAAAUGCGAAUCAGUUGCAUUUGCUGCGUCUGCAGAUGCAACAGCAGCAACAACAGCAGCAGCAGCAAGUUGCUGCAGUGCAAGCGGCGGCAGCAGCAGCGGCAGCAGCUGCGCAACAGCAGCAGCAACAGCAGCAAGUGAUUAUCCCAACGCAAUUGUUAACCGCACAGCAGAUAUUGCAAUUGGGCGGCACGCCAACAAAUGCAACAACUGUGACACAGCAGCAGAUGCAACUGCACCAACAACACAUCACAUCCACAUUGGACCACUAUAUUUCAGCUCAUAUAGCUUUCAACGGAACACUCGGUUCGAGUUUCUUUCAUUUUUAG